Molecule: messenger RNA, 3437 nt
Organism: Adelges cooleyi (spruce gall adelgid)
Lineage: Eukaryota; Metazoa; Arthropoda; Insecta; Hemiptera; Adelgidae
Product: facilitated trehalose transporter Tret1-like
Exons: 6
Coding region: 230-1621 (463 amino acids)
Biological process (GO): transmembrane transport; carbohydrate transport
Cellular component (GO): membrane
Molecular function (GO): sugar transmembrane transporter activity
Source: RefSeq, a predicted model, not a curated record
AAAACUGUCAACUUGUAAAAAAGCUUUAGAUAGUAUUAUGAUUAACUUUACAAAGGAACAUAUGAAUGAUAACAUAACUAAUCUAGUGCUUAUUGUAUUUAUAUUUGGCUUAGAGUGUGAGUUGGCAUGUAUUGGCCAAUGUAUACCUUAUCCACUGUGAAUUCUGUCAAACCGCUGUAGUUCUGUUGCGCUUACGUUGAAUUUGUUGCGAUUAAAGUUGUUAAACAAAAUGAAGAUCAAUACAAGUCAUUUGCGACAAGUAUACGCUGCGACAGUAGCUACUUUAGGGGCCAUGCUUAUGGGAAUGGUCAUUGGAUGGUCGUCGCCCGCUGUUGGAUUUCUGGAAUCUGGAAACUUCUAUUCUCCAUUUCCGGUGUCUAAAGCCGACACACAGAUUUACGGGUCGGUUUUCGGCAUAGGCGCGACAAUCGGUGCUCUGCCUGCCGGCUCAGUAGCUAAUAUUAUAGGACGCUGCAUGAGCAUGGUGGUUUUCGAAAUCAUCUUUAUCGUCGGUUGGAUAUGCUUGGCCAUUCCUAGAGGCGUGUGGAUGCUAAACUUAGGUAGAACGCUUCAAGGGAUUGGCGCUGGAGCUUUGUGCGCUGUCAUACCUAUGUAUGUCGGUGAAAUUUCAGAGCCUAAUAUAAGAGGAAGGUUAGGAGCCAUAUUUGAAGUGUUAGCGGUCUUCGGAGUUCUAUACGUAUACAUAGUUGGAGCGUACUUCAAUUAUAUGACGUUCUGUGCACUCUGUGGAGUAUGGUCGUUGAUCCAUUUAAUUGGCGUGCUAUUAAUACCCGAAUCGCCAUAUUACUACCUGAGUAAUCACAUGGAAGGAAAGGCUAGAAUGUCGUUGAAAAAACUUCGAGGUGGAAUCGUCGACACUUCACGCGAACUAGACGAGAUUAAAAAAGCCAUCGCAGAUGAAAACUCCAAGGAAUACACUUUCAGUCAAGUGAUUUCCAGCGCCGUAAACCGAAAGUCUUUGUUCAUCGGAAUUGGUUGCAUGUUCUUCCAGCAGACCUGCGGCUGUAGUGUGGUGAUAUUUUACAUGAACGAUAUAUUCGCAUCAACCGGCAGCGAUAUGGAUCCCAAUACGGCGGCUAUCAUCGUUGGUUUUGUUAUGUUUUCCAUGACGCUGGUGACAAUGGCGCUGUUAGAUAAAGCCGGUCGCAGGAUAUUACUUGUGAUUUCGGCUUGUGUGAUGGCUGCAAGUUACAUGUGUUUGGGCAUGUAUUAUAUAAUAUACAGGAACAGCCCAGAUACGGCCCAGUCAUUAAGUUGGCUUCCGCUUUUAUCCAUUGCUGUCUACAUAAUGGGAUAUUCCACGGGUUUCGGCGCAGUACCUUGGGUGGUGAUGGGAGAGAUUUUCUCCAACGAACUGAAACCUUACGGCGCCGGCAUUGCCACCGGUAUUAAUUGGAUAUUGGUAUUUUUUAUUACAUACAUAUCCAAAAAUUUGUCUAGGUGGGUAGGCAAUGACGGUAUGUUUUUUACCUUCAGUGGCUUUUGCUUGUUAGGCGCCCUAUUCGCUUUGCUUAUCAUGCCCGAAACCAAAAACAGGAGCUUGGCCGAAAUUCAAUCGGAUCUAAUGGGUGAAAAGAAACAGUUAGAUAACCAAACUUAAAACACACAUUGUUCUCAUCAUUUAACUUGGUUAAAAUGAUGUAUAAUUUACAGAAAUGUUUAUCAUACUUUUAUGAGUUUUUUUUUUAUCUGGUUUUUGUAAAUAAAAACAUAACCGUUUUUUUAGACAUUAUUUCAUAAUUCAUUUCGUAAACUACAUUGUACAUCAAGAUUUUGGGACAAAAACUAAAAUAAAAAUUGUCUCGCUUAAUCCGAAUCCAGUCACAGAUUUUUCACUAGCAGUUGUUGAAAUCGCCUCCAAAUUAACUGCCUGUAAACAACUUAUAAAACUAUAAUCCGAUUUUACUAAUUCUUUUUAAAAAUAACACUUAUAGCACUUAUUCAUAAGUCUACUACAAUAAUUCUUUAAUCUUCUGUCAUGUUUUAUAAAAUUUGCGAUUUAGCCUUUCAUUGGCUCUUACUUUGCUUAUAAUAUAAUUAUUAUAUUUCACAUUUGGGUAUUGUUAAAGAAUUAAAACAAAUUGCUUUCGUUGUUUUUAAUAUAUGUUAUUACAUUUACCGCCAUUCCGGUCGUUCACACUUCAGUGAAAAUGUUGUGUAUUAUUUCUGAAGUUACUAAAAACAUCCUUAUCUAUGUUCCAAACGUGUAUAAAUAGUAAGCGAUUUAUCUAAAAACAUAAUUACAUUUUAAUGUUUCUCAAGGAAAUGUUGAAAACACAGGUUACACAUGUAGGAUAUCAGAACAUUAUAAUAUAUUAUUGUCAAAUGUUUUGAUCAUUUUUCAUGCAUCAUAUUACAUUGUAUAAAUAUGAAAUUACUGUUAAGUAUAUUAUGACUGUUAACAAUUUAUUAAUUAAUGGGCAGAUAGACCUUCCCCGUGUAAGAUUAUUAUUGAUUAUCGUUUAGGGUAUCUUCUUCCACGCAAUGAUUAUUCAAAUUUACUCUUACAGUGCCCAGUCAAUAUUUUCUUUUGUUUUCAAUAACAAAACGGCAUUUAAAACUGUCUGGUUUGUAGUAUUUUGGCGAAUGAUUUUACAUUGUGUUUACACCGAUUUUUCGAACCACCGAGUUCUCAUUACAAUAGCUGUGUCGAAGUACAUGUGGUGAGUUUUGGGCGCUCUUUGUUUGCUAUAUAUAAUGUACCGUGUACUGUUUUAUUUACUCGUCGCUGAAUAAGAACAAAGAUAAUUAUUGUUGAAAAACAAUACGAUUGUUUGGUAGAUAAUAGAAAUGUACCAAUGUGUGUGUUUUAAGUGACCUUCGUAGUUCGCACGGAAGAACGAAAAAAUGGUUUGUAAGAAUGUAACAAUUUUUGAACGGUACAAAUCGAUCAUUUGUAUCAUGUAAGCAUGUUUGUUUGUUAUUGUCCCAUAGACAAGUAUCGUUCGCAUAGUAUUGUAACGCAAUGAAUUUGCAGUCCAAGUGCUAAAAUAAAAGUAUUUGGUAUUAAAGUAUUUUGGAAUGCGUUCAAUUAAAAUGAAAAAAAAAUCGCUCACAAUUCAGUUGUUAUCGUUUGAAUAUUUUUACUUUUUUAAUGUUGUUUUUCCAUUUUAUAAUUUCUUAUCAUCCCACAAUAUUAAGCUGAUGCGUACUGGGCCUGUUCCAUUUUUAUGCAGGACAAGGCGAAGAACAAGAAGUGUCCUCUCAUUCGGGCACUGAAUUAAUUAUAUUACGAAUGCAACCGAUUAAUUGCGUCGAUAGAAAAACAAUAUUAAAUAUUAUUACGGUCUUUAAGUGUAUCGAAUACUAAGUAACCUACUAGAAUAGGUGCAAUUAUAUUAGUUAUUAGGUAUGCGUUUAUAACCCUAACGCAAAUCCUCCAAGUAUCUCGGCCAAUUGGCAUCGACAUCAGUUAU